Messenger RNA from Adineta ricciae, 2532 nucleotides. Lineage: Eukaryota; Metazoa; Rotifera; Eurotatoria; Adinetida; Adinetidae. The record is from the annotation of a GenBank genome assembly.
AUGCCCCGGAAUCCUAUUCCAGCAAUAAAAAAUAAUUUAGCCGAACAAAUCAAAAUAGGCAAGUACGAUUUAGCCGAAGAUCCAAAAGUGUCACAUAGUACAAAUCAUAACGCAUCUCUGCCUGUCGUUACAACAACGAAAACAAUGACGACUACCGUCACUACCGUGUUGACAAAACCUACGAAUUUAAUUGAUGGUGAAUGUCUUUGCCCACUUUGUAAUGAAAUCUUUCAAACGACGUGUCACCGACCGAUUAGUGAAAUAUCAUGCGGUCAUAUUGUUUGUUUUCAAUGUUUUGUUCUCAACACGAAUCAGUUCGGCUGUGCACAAUGUACUACUUCUUCCGAAGCAACGACCGUCAAUAUGAAAUUACCAUUGAAAACUAGUAUAUCUCAAGAAACGAAGAUUGUUGAACAUUCAAACACGCCAGAAAAAUUGGAAAGUCAAAUUCGACAUGUUUUUCAUCGUGUUUUCGGUUUGACUGAAUUUCGGUAUAAUCAAUGGGAAGCGCUUCAUGCUGCUCUUCAACAUCAUGAUUGUUUCAUCCUUAUGCCGACCGGUGGUGGUAAAUCCUUAUGUUAUCAAUUGCCAGCUGUUCUCGAUACUGGUGUAACAUUUGUCAUCGCGCCGUUACGAUCUUUAAUAUUCGAUCAGAAGCAACGUUUGAAUCAAUUAAAUAUCUCCUGUGCUGCAUUAACGGGAAAUAUUUCUCCCGAUGAAGCCGAUGGAAUAUAUCGAGAAUUGUAUAAAGAUGCGCCAAUGUAUAAAAUUGUUUUCAUUACACCGGAAAAAAUAUCUAUGAGCGAUCAACUGAAUAAUGUUCUCCGUGAUUUGUACAAUCGCCAACUAUUAGCACGGUUUGUCAUUGAUGAAUGUCACUGCGUUUCUGAAUGGGGUCAUGAUUUUCGUCGCGAUUACUCCCAACUCGGCCAAUUGCGUCUGAACUAUCCUGAAAUCAACAUCACAUUAUUAACAGCAACAGCUACGCCACGUAUUCGACAAGAUAUCCUUCAGCAAUUGAAUAUCACCGAUAAUUACAAACUUUUUACCCAAUCAUUCAAUCGUUCGAAUCUGAUUUAUGAAUGCAUACCUAAAGAAACGACGGAUGUCGCAUUAAGUCAAAUUGCUAAUUUGAUUAAAAUAAGCUAUGAAAAUCAAUGUGGAAUCAUCUAUUGUUUUUCUCGUGCUGAAUGUGAUCGAACAGCUCAGUACUUAUUGGCACAUAAUAUUCAUGCACUUUCUUAUCAUGCUGGUUUAAAUGAUUCCCUACGACAAACUAUACACAUGCGAUGGAUUAAUAAUGAAUGUCAAGUUAUCUGUGCAACAGUAGCAUUCGGAAUGGGUAUCGACAAGAAUAAUGUUCGUUUUGUUAUACAUUUUUCUAUCCCGCAAUCAAUUGAAGGUUAUUACCAAGAAUCUGGCCGUGCUGGACGUGAUGGUGAAAUAGCUCACUGCCAUUUAUUUUUCUCCUAUGACGAUUAUAUCCGAAUGAAACGAUUAGUUUUGAAUGAUGAUGAGUCGAAAUCUUCGAAGCAAACGAAACAAGUUCGAAUCAAUAACAUCAAUCGUGUUUAUGAUUAUUGUCUUAACAAUGUCACAUGCCGACGAACACAACUUUUGGAGUACUUUGGUGAGAUCUUUUCUCCAUCGGAAUGUCAUGGCACGAUGGCAACUGAAUGUGAUAACUGUCGACAAGAUUUUAAAACCUCAUCGAUUGAUUGUACACGAAUAUCAGUUGAAAUCUUAAAAUUAAUUUCCGAUUUGAAUCAAUCGAAUGCAUCUUUAUCUUAUAUCAUUGACAUUUUACGCGGAGUCAAUAGUAAAAACAUCCGUGACGCAGGUCAUCAUCGUCUACGAGCAUUCAAUACUUGUCAUCAAUUGAGUCGACUGGAUAUCGAACGACUCAUUUCUCGUUUGAUCAUCGAUGGAUAUCUCAAACAAGAAUUCAUUGAAUAUCAGCCAUCAACGGUCAUUGCGUAUCUUCGUCCAGGCGCGAAUGCAGUUCAAUUGACUUCAUCGUCAUCAUCACAACGGUCUGGGAAUACGAUUCAUAUUGAAUUGACCAUUCGAAUUGAACAGAUGACAAAUCAUCAUGAUGAAGGAUCUGCUAAUUCAAAACACUCUCCACUCGAGCAAGUCAAUGAGCAGUGUUUAGCUGAAUUGAAGGCAGAAUUGAAACUUAUAUUCCAUACUUCGACUUAUUCAAAUAUCAUUUCUGAACAAACAAUCAAAGAUUUAGUCAAACUAAUGCCUCGAUCAAAAGAAAAGAUGAUCAAAGACGUGCAUGGCAUAACCGAAGAAUUAUAUAAACAACAUGAUUUCAAUCGUCUCCUACGUAUUCUUCAACGAUUCGGCAGUCAACGGGAUGAAAUAAAGCGAAAAAAUUCGUCACAGAAAACGUCAGAUGGCGAAGAAGAAAUAGAUUUUUCUAUCGACUUUACCGAUCGGUCAACUAAUGGGAAAAAAAGGCCAACCGCAUCUAUUAUAACGACAACAAUCAAGCGAAAACGAGCAAGUGGUAGUAGUUUAUAA